Messenger RNA from Arabis nemorensis, 426 nucleotides. NCBI's taxonomy places the organism in Eukaryota, Viridiplantae, Streptophyta, Magnoliopsida, Brassicales, Brassicaceae. The record is from the annotation of a GenBank genome assembly.
AUGUGUAAUGUUCCUCUUAACGACAGAGCUGUUAAAGAGCAUUAUGGUAGGAAGAAAGGUCAUUAUGGCGGGAAAAAACCUGCUAACCCUCCUGCUCAACAAGGUGGAAGUAAACCUGCUAACUCUCCUGUUAACCCUAUGUGGAUGGGUAGAGGUAUUAGUGAGCUCGUGGACAGAGUUAAUAUACAAGAAUGUGGACAUCGGUCCAAACAGCGAUCUGAUCCAAAUGCCCAUAGUCAGAGAAGGCCCAAUGAGAAGAUCCAAGGCCAACAACUAAUGAAGAGGAUCAAUCUUGCGGUGCAAGUCUUCAUCGAAUCCUUAGAACCAGAGAGACUGCCAUCGAUUCCUUCUCAAAUCACACUAGCAGAUUCAGAGUUAGUCAUCUCUAUGUCACGUAAAGCCAAGGAAGAUCAAAUCGAGACAUAA